AUGAUCUGCUGAACACUAUAUGUAUGCUCACGCCUACACUGAACAGAUGAAAGUCCAGAUAAAUGAACAGAGAAGGUCCAACAGCUUUACAUAGCUUGUUUUGCUAGCCUAUUAAAGGUCGAAAUUCGAGUCGCACGAGUAUUUAAUCUGCACGAAGAUGCCUGAUUGCUUCAUAUGGCUGCAAGGGACGUCAUGAGUCCCUGCAAUGAGUUCAAAGUGACGCCCCAAAGAUUUAUCGUCACCACAUCCGUCUUGACGUGGCUUCUGGCCACCAUCAUCACUGUAGACGGGUUCACUCCGUACCGCUCAGCGGAACAAGUAGAAGGACACGGCCUCUUUGACCCCGGGUUCGGCUUGGGUCACGGGCUCUUCUGGCCGGGUUUCGACAGCGCUGACAUUGCCGGGCGACGCGGCGAGCUCGAGUCAACAGGAGGGGGAUGUCGAGUGCCGGUGACGCGAUUGGCGGCGGCGGCGUCGCCGCCACCGUUCGCGCCCUGGCUAGCUGGGUCCGGCUACAGCGCCAGCUCUACCAGCCGGGGAAAUUGCAAAUCGCCGAACAGCUGGUGGCGGCCUGGUGGCAACGCCAAGCGCCGACGAGUAUCAUUCAACGACGCGACGCUCGUGCUGGCGCCGGAGCUUCGGAAAAUCAUUGAGCCUGCUUGGAUCGAAAAGCUACUGCGGAGUGCGGAAACUUUCGGCGAAAAUGACGAAAAGCUCCCAGCCGGGAUGUUCCUCAACAAAGACGACCCACUGUUCACACAAACGAAGAACAAAGCACUGUUCCAGCAAGUCUUUCAGGCAGAGGCUGUUGCCAAUGGAGCCGUCGUCACAAGCCCGACGGAGAAGCACAAACCGGAGUCUGCCUUCGACCUCAGGAAAGUCCUGAGAUUACACUGGAGCGCAGUUGCCCGAGUCGUUGGACUUCCCCCAGGUGUUUUGGACGAGACAAUUUUCCGUCUUGCACUCAAAGAACAACGCGCGUCAGACCUGAGUCGGAACCGGGAACCAACCCCGGGCAUUGAUCAGAUUCUCAACCUGCCCGCGGGUAGCAUCGCCAAAUUGCUGCACAGUGACCCCAAGAAACCCGACGCCGAUGCAAAAUACCAACCACGCCUGUUGCCGAAACCUCCGAGGCCAAAGCCUGCCUUCGUUUCAAGACAUUUCCCGGCUGUUGACCUGAGCCAACUGGACCCGAAGGAAGCGUUUCAUUGGGCCUUCAGCGCUGGCAGGAAACCCCCAAUGAUUUUCGACGCCAUCGUUCGGAAUGUCCCGACAAAAUACUUCGCUGCCAUACAGGAACCGUUGCGAGUCUUUUCCCUAGACCACGACGAAGACGCCAUCCCACCGAACGUACAGCACUUCGUACAAUUCGAUCCCAUGAACCCAAAAAUCGAAGAAACAUUGACCCAAGAUUCCCUCGAAGAAGACGAAAACGACGAAGGGAAACCCAAGUCACCCAGGCCUCGGUUGAUCCCUUUCCCAACAACAAAGUGGGAUAAGCCAACGUCCCCGCCAAUCUUGGGCUUUGUCGGUCUGCUCGGGGCUUUUUUGGCACUGGUCGUGCUCAUAACGGCAUGUUACUUCAUUGGGAAGAUUUGGGAAAUUGAACCCAUGCCGGGUUGGGGUGAAGAUGAACCCUGUCCAAUGGACGAGGAUUUGUGCGAGUUUGGAAAAGGGUCGGACGCAAUGGCCAUUAUUGAUUGCAUGCGUGGCGAAAAUGUUGACCCGCGGUGCGCAAAGAAAUCUAAGCGAUCCACGAGGAAUUACCCAAGUUCUUGAAAAUUUACAAACCUUAUCCACGCAAGUUAUUAUACGCGAUCAGUUUUAUACAUUCUUUCAUGUCAAGGCUCCAUUCCGCCUUUUUAUAGUGAUUCGAGGGUUGAAAAUAUCUGAUGUGGUCGCGAAGUGUCGAGGAUUUGAA
Molecule: messenger RNA, 1921 nt
Organism: Notodromas monacha
Lineage: Eukaryota; Metazoa; Arthropoda; Ostracoda; Podocopida; Cyprididae
Source: the annotation of a GenBank genome assembly